UCGAAUGCACUGACUAAGUCUGAAGAAGAGCGUCUGCUAAAUGGCCAAAAUGAAAACAACUGUAAUGUCCUUGUCUUUUGCAGCUCGUCGCGCUGCCUGAAUGAAGGCUACUGCUCCAACCGGCGUUUCCAGAUGAAACUGCAUGCAGACUUUGAGGUCAUCCUGACUGAAGAUAAGGGCUGGGGACUGAGGGCGGCCAGGGACCUGAUACCAAACACUUUUGUGCUGGAGUACUGCGGAGAGGUGUUGGACCACAAGGAGUUCAAGACACGGGUGAAAAAAUACGCUAGCAUGAAGAACAUCCACUACUAUUUCAUGGCCUUGAAGAAUAACGAGAUCAUAGAUGCCACACUGAAGGGGAACUGCUCUCGCUUCAUGAACCACAGCUGUGAGCCCAACUGUGAGACCCAGAAGUGGACUGUGAACGGCCAGCUGAGAGUUGGGUUCUUCACCUCCAAGACCGUCACAGCUGGUACAGAGCUUACCUUCGAUUACCAGUUCCAGAGAUAUGGGAAAGAGGCCCAGAAGUGCUUCUGUGGGGCUCCCAGCUGCCGAGGCUUCCUGGGCGGGGAGAACAGGGUCAGUGUAAGAGCAGCGGCAGGGAAGAUGAAGAAAGAGCGCCCUCGCAAGAAGGACACCUCCGUGAGCAAUGCACUCACUACGGUGGACGAGGAACUAGAGGCUCUGCUGGAGAACGGGGAGGGUCUGUAUGAUGAGAAGGAGGUGGUGUCUCUCUGCAGGCUGAUGGUCAGAGUGGAGACCAUGGAGCAGAAACUCAUCUGCCUCAAACUUAUCCAAGAUACCCAGAGCCCAUCCUGUCUGAAGCAGUUCCUGGACCAUCACGGUCUGUCUCUACUGUGGAUCUUCAUGGUGGAGCUCUCUGAAGCCAAGGGCAACAGUGUCAACAACAUCAAACUGCAGUUUCAGAUCAUGAAGACCCUGUCAGCGCUGCCUAUCUCCACUAAGAACAUGUUGGAGGAGAGUCAUGUCCUGAGCCUCAUCCAGCGCUGGGCCCAAACACACUCCCUCCCCCAGGCCCCCGGGGCUGAACAGGACGGCUACUCCAGUGAGAACAUGUCUCGCGCCCAGACCCCUCUCAACACUCCCGACGGCUCCUCUGCCUCUGUCGCCAAACUGGGCCCUGAGUUGGACAGCGACACUCCCAAACGGGCCGUUUACCGUCGCCUCAAGAUCAGCGAGAACAGCCUGGACAGCGCCAUGUCGGACGCCAGCAAGGCCUCGGACGGUAAGGAGGAGGAAGAGGAGGAUGAAGAGGAGAUGGAGGACGAGGAGGUCUCGCCAUCUGAGCCUCCAGUGGAGAGCAGUAAACGGUCCAAGACAGAGCUGAUGGUUGAGGUCCAGGCUCAGACUCCCACAACAGAGGAGCUGCCAGAAGAGCCAGUCACAGAGCUGGUGGUUGAGGUCCAGGCUCAGACUCCCACAACAGAGGAGCUGACAGAAGAGCCAGUCACAGAGCUGGUGGUAGAGGUCCAGGCUCAGACUCCCACAACAGAGGAGCUGACAGAAGAGCCAGUCACAGAGCUGGUGGUUGAGGUCCAGGCUCAGACUCCCACAACAGAGGAGCUGACAGAAGAGCCAGUCACAGAGCUGGUGGUUGAGGUCCAGGCUCAGACUCCCACAACGGAGGAGCUGCCAGAAGAGCCAGUCACAGAGCUGAAGGAGACACCAGAGGAGGUGGUGGAGACCAUGGAGAUCACAGAACCCCAAGCGGAGAGCCAAGACGCUACAGUUCAGGAGGAGGUGAAUGAGAAGGGCGGUGACGAGGAGGUGAAAGACGAGUGGAGUGAGGGACAGAAGGAGAACAGAGAGGAGGAGGAGCAGCAGCAGGCAAGUCAGUCAGUGGAGGAGAGGGAGGUUGUGGCAGGAGAGCAGGCCAACGUGGAGGUCCAGGAAUCAUCACAUAUUCAGACGGAAGUUACUGAGACCCCUUCAGCGGAGCAGCCUGCCGAGGAGAAGGAAGAGGAGACCACCACAGCAGAGACUGGGACUGAAGAUACAGAAAAGGCUCCAGGCAGCCAGGAACAUCCAGGCCAGGUGGCCCCCGAGGGUCCCCUGGAGGUGGCCCCUGGCACUGAGGACGCUGCCCAGGUAGUGACCCCUGCUUCAGAGGCCCCUCCACCUCCCUCUCCGGUGGUCCCCGUGGAGCCUGCGGCGGUGGGGACGCCCUCGCAGGAUGAGGAGGAGGGUGUGUCUGAUGUAGAGAGCGAGAGGAGCCAGGAAGCCCUGCUCAGUGCUGUGGAUAUAGGAGACAUGGCUGCUAGGCUGCUGGACAGCUGGAAGGACCUGAAGGAGGUGUACAGGAUCCCCAAGAAGAGCCAGGUGGAGAAAGAGAUACACGAUCGUAGUCGAGACCGAGACGCUGCCCCGGCUCGCACCCCCUCCGGCAGCCGGGAACGUGAGAGGGAACGUGAGAGGGAGCGGGACAGGGAGAGGGACCGGGAACGAGAUCGAGAACGAGAACGGGACAGGGAACGUGACCGGGAGAGAGAUAGAGAAAGGGACAGGGAUUGGGAGAGAGACCGGGAGAGAGAUAGAGAGAGAGACUGGGACAGAGACUCUGAGAAGACACCCCGCAGCACAGAGAGACGGCGGCGACGUGCCUCCACCUCCCCACCGCCCUCAGCAUACGAGAGGAGCAGCAGGAGACAGGAGGACCGGUUUGACCUGGCUAACAGCAGUAAGAAGACCCGUUCCAUCACCAAGGAACGCACCAAGCUGUCCACAGAGGAGCGCAGGAAGCUGUUUGAGCAGGAGGUGGCCCAGCGCGAGGUCCAGAAACAACAACAGUUACAACAACAUCAACAACAACAGUUACAUCAACAACAACAGUUACAACAACAUCAACAACAACAGUUACAACAACAACAGUUACAACAACAACAUCAACAACGGCAGCAGCAGCUCCAGACUCUAGCCUACGAUGCAGCCCUGACAUACAAUACCAGCCCAGCUGGCUUCAUCCACUACCCCCCUGGCUACCCCCUCCAGACCUACGUGGACCCCGUCAACCCCAACGCAGGCAAGGUGCUGCUGCCUACCCCUCCCGUGGAGCCCCUGGUCCCAGCCACUCUGGUCUUGGAGCAGACACCUCCCCAGGCUCUGAUCACCGAGCUUGGCAUGACCUCUCCCUCCUCUACCUCCCAGCCCCCUCCAGUCUCCAGCAUCUCCCAACACAUCCACCAACACACUACGCCUCUGGAGCUCCACCCCGGCACCGCCCAGCAGUAUGCCCAGCAGCCCAGCGUGGCGGGCCAGGACCCGGGUGUAGGCGUGCUGUCAGCCGUGUCAGCGCCCCCUCAGGUGUCGGCAGGCCAGGGGAGUUACGCCACGCUGUGGGACCCUACCACCCAGCAGGCUGUGACGGUACAGACCCAGGUAGCACCACAGUACCAGGUUGUCCCAGCACCACCUCCCACCCAGACAGCCAUCUACUACCAGGGCCAGCCCUGUCAGACCAUCUACAGUAUCCCCACGGCCUAUCCACAGGCUAACACACCUGUCCUGCAGGCCUACGCUGAUCCGGCUGCCAACUACCUCCAUGGUCAGCCGGUGUACACAGGUCACCAGCAAGGAGUGGUGGUUCAGCAGGGGGGUACGGUCACUACCAUCGUCACCUCACAGACUGUCCAGCAGGAGAUGCCCAACACUCUGUUAGUCCCCAACAGUAUGAUAGACCUGCCCCCUCCCUCUCCUCCCAAACCCAAAACCAUUGUCCUGCCCCCCAGCUGGAAAGUAGCACGGGACGGAGAGGGAAAGAUCUACUAUUAUCACGUCAUCACCAGGCAGACUCAGUGGGAUCCUCCCAGCAGCUGGGACGGGGUCAGUGAAGACUCUCACAGCUUAGACCACGAGGCUGAGAUGGACCUGGGGACGCCCACCUACGACGAGAACCCCUCCAAGUUCUCUACUAAGACAGCAGAGGCAGACACAUCCAGUGAGCUGGCCAAGAGGAGCAAGGAGACGUUCCGGAAAGAGAUGUCACAGUUCAUUGUGACCUGCUUGAAUCCGUUCCGGAAACCAGACUGCAAACUGGGACGCAUUGUCAACACCGAGGAUUUCAAACACCUUGCCAGAAAGCUAACUCACGGCGUGAUGAACAAGGAGCUGAAGUCCUGUAAGAACCCAGAGGACCUGGAGUGCAACGAGAACGUGAAGCACAAGACCAAGGAGUACAUCAAGAAAUACAUGCAGAAGUUCGGCAACAUCUACCGGCCCAAAGAGGACACUGAGCUGGACUAACACUGCGUCUGACUGGAGGAACAGAACGGGGAUCAAGACUUGAAAAUAUGAUUAGGCUACAGUUGUUUGGGGCCCACAAACGGUGAAAGGAGACACACUGAAACCCAGAUUAAAGUCAAGUCACGCUGGGAAACUGAACUGUGGAGGUGGGAUCACUCCAGACACAUAUUUAUGUUGACUAAGACUGUGUCUUAAACUGAUGCCUUGAAGGCUUGCCGCCGGGCCCACUGACUAAUGGGAGGGGACUAGUGGGAGGGGGGCGAGAAUCAUGACGAGGAGGGAGGUGUCUCCCAAGGGGCGGAGGCUCCAGGUGAAGUGUCCACAGAGAAGUGUGCGACACCUAGGCUUGCGUCUCAACUAGCACCCUAUUCUCUGUGCCCUAUGUAGGGAAUAGGGUGCUGUUUGGCACUCAGACCCAGAGAGGGGUGCUACAUUGACCUAUAGUGUCACUAUCAUGUUAGCUUUCUACAUUUUUUUUUCCAGUUUAACUUUCUUACCUAACUAACAAUGUUUUCAAAUCUUAUCUACAUAUUCUCUCUAGAACUCUUCCUCCCCUGUCUGAAAAGGAUUCAUGAAAGAGUCAGACUUACCAUCAUUUUAAAUUGCUCUUCAAUGUUUUUCCACUGUUGGGAUGUUGCUGUAUGAAGUCCAGCAGUGGCAAUUAACUGGUCAAAAUGGAUCCAUGUAAAGAAAGACAAAAUCGCUGUUUGUCCAUAUGACAGGCUUUCCCCUGGUGCGCCCGCCUGCCACACCCCCAAGCCAGCCAUUAACUCGACUAGGGUAUCUGGUGCCCUCCCUUCCUUCAGACCACAAUCCUCCGGAGCCUCUGUUGUUAUAUGAAUGCUUGAUGGAGGCUGGGUUCGGUUCGGAUGGAGGCUGGGUUCGGAUGGAGGCUGGGAUCGGUUCGGAUGGAGGCUGGGUUCGGUUCGGAUGGAGGCUGGGUUCGGAUGGAGGCUGGGAUCGGUUCGGAUGGAGGCUGGGUUCUGUUCUAUCGUGCUGACUGGUGUACUUAUGGGAAUUCCUCCAUGGCUGCUUACCAAAUAGCACCCUAUUCCCUAAAAAGAGCACUACUUUAGACCAGGGCCCAUAGGGGAAUCCCAGAGUGCACUACUUUAGACGAGAGCUCUAUGUAGGGAAUAGUGUGCAUUUGGGACAUAGUCCAUGUUCCAAUGCUCCCUCCCUGAGUACAUUUUGUUUUUAUAUACAAAAAUUGAAGAAUGAACUUUUAUGAAGCUUGUUCUUUUCAGUGAGACAGACAGACGGACAGUUCAAGAGGACUUGGUGGUGAAUAAGGAACAGCAGGGGAUGGGGUUACUGAUCAAUGUUUUUGUCUUUAAUUAACUUGUACUAUGAAGUGAACAGGAUUUGGAUGCUAUCAGACACAUGAUGCUUAUGUGUCAGUCAGUGUGUCCCCCGUUCUGUUUCGACCCCCCUCCUCAAUGGGGUGUGGCGUGGUCAUUUUAACUCUUUUUUUUUACUAUUAUAAUUCCUUUAGACGGGCAUCAGAGGUGCCUGUGCUGUCGUCUUGUUGCUACACAAGCUGUUUUACUCCUUAGUCUCCGGGGUAACAAGGUUUGUGUCCUGUCGUCAGGGUUACCGGUUCAUAGGCUUGGGGUCGUUAAUCCUUUAGGUAACUCUCACACCACCAUUUAAAUUGCAUUAAAACCAUGUUCAAACACACUUGUAUUAUAGUGCUUUAUAUGUGAAUAUAUUGAGAAAUAGUUUUGAGAAUGUUUAGGUAAGCAGAGUCUUUGUGAAAGGAUGGACUGUUGGUCCGUGAUAUAACCUGUCAAUAGCCUGGUGUCAGUAUACCAAACACAGGUGAAUGAAGGGGAGGGGGGGGUCGAAGUGAGUACCCCUGUCUGCUCCAGCAGCUCAAAUCAACACCUCCUUCCUCUGUAAGCUAAAGCCAGGAUUCCACCGAUUCACAGCCUCUUGUUUGAAAGUUAUUUUAUUUUGGUGGUGGGGGUUGCAGCAUUUUUCUGUUUUGUUUGUUUUGAGACUUCUUUUUUUUUUGUAUGUACAAAGAGUUUCACCCCAACUCUACUGUAAGUACUGUGCAAGCACAUUGUCAUACUGAGUGUACAAACAUUUUAAAAGAAAAAUAAAGUUUUUGUAAAAAUGUG
Messenger RNA from Oncorhynchus kisutch (coho salmon), 6386 nucleotides. RefSeq names its product histone-lysine N-methyltransferase SETD2-like. The transcript has 18 exons. NCBI's taxonomy places the organism in Eukaryota, Metazoa, Chordata, Actinopteri, Salmoniformes, Salmonidae. Gene Ontology annotation, cellular component: chromosome; nucleus. The annotation marks the transcript as partial. Gene Ontology annotation, molecular function: histone H3K36 methyltransferase activity; protein binding. Gene Ontology annotation, biological process: regulation of DNA-templated transcription. The record is from RefSeq and is a predicted model, not a curated record.